AUGCAUUCAAAGAAAGUGGCAAUUAGUAUAGAGAUGUACCUAAAUUUCCUUAAUCGAGGAAGACAUCAAGGGUUUCUUCUUCUAAUAGGGCGAAAACUUAAGAGUUCUUUGCAUUCUAAAGUGCAGCCAAAGAAGGGUCUUCAAAAGCAAUCCAAAGCAACAAGUAAUCUGAUAAUUCUAGGUGGAGAAGAUAAAGUAGAUCUAUCUACACAAUCUCAGGGCACUUCACUAUCUAUUUGUCCUAAGGCUAAGGUAAUAAGGGAACAUAAAGGCAAUAUUUGUGUAAUUGAACCUAAGAAGACACAAGAAACAAGUAGCAACUGGUAA
Ilex paraguariensis (yerba mate) is the source of this 327-nucleotide messenger RNA. The record is from the annotation of a GenBank genome assembly. NCBI's taxonomy places the organism in Eukaryota, Viridiplantae, Streptophyta, Magnoliopsida, Aquifoliales, Aquifoliaceae.